Messenger RNA from Racocetra persica, 218 nucleotides. The record is from the annotation of a GenBank genome assembly. NCBI's taxonomy places the organism in Eukaryota, Fungi, Glomeromycota, Glomeromycetes, Diversisporales, Gigasporaceae.
AAAAACUAAUUAACAACACGAAUUAUUCUAAUGAACUAAAUGAAGUAAAUUAUGAAACAGAUGAUCUAGUAUUUAAUGAUAUUAGAUUCCUUGAUACUCAAGAAAAGGAAAAAGAAGGCCCUAAAAAAAGAAAAAUCAAGAUUAAUACAUCUACUAAUACUACGAAUAUAAGGCUUAAAAUUAAAAAUACCCUAUAUAAUACGCUUUUAUACUAUUGA